Molecule: messenger RNA, 1836 nt
Organism: Penicillium salamii
Lineage: Eukaryota; Fungi; Ascomycota; Eurotiomycetes; Eurotiales; Aspergillaceae
Source: the annotation of a GenBank genome assembly
AUGCGACGACCAAAGAUUUCCGAGCCUAAACCCCUCGUUGUCUCAUCACAGAUUGCAGAUGACCAUGGCAGCGAGCGAAAGGCACGAUCAAAUUCCUGGGUCGAACACCUGCUCUUUUUCCUUCUCAUAAUUCCCUUGACCUUGAGCAUUCUCCUAGUAUACAGCGAUACUACGCGGUGGCACCUUCCAGACAACCUCUACGUGUUUGUGAAUACAUAUCGAACAUCCGUGCAGACGGCGGUUCAGAUUCUUGGUGCAAUACUCGCUGCCAUUGAGGUUUUCGCAAUUUGUCGCUUGAUUAACCUCACAACUCGGAUUCGGUUUACCAAGGCUCCAGUUUCUCUCAAUGUGCUAGGCUUUUGGUCCGCUCUCUCCACACCCACGAACAACUUCUGCCUCCCUUUCUGGAUGAUCUUCGCUACAAUCCUAUUCGGAAAUAUGUCCGCCAUCAUAUCAGCACUAUGGACAGGUGCUUUGACACCGGCAGACGCUGUCGGCAGCUACGACUCUACGCUGCUCAUACCUGAUUGGUCGAACAUUAGUUUGAUCAAGGAAUAUCCCGGCCAGAUUGACAAGACAGGCUUGACAAUUCGUGAGACAAAGGGCUACUUCACCUAUUCCGUGGGAUUAGGCAUGUUGGGCUCAUUGCUCUCUUCCAUUAACUCCGCUUCGCCGAUUCAUGGCGGUGUCCGCGACCACCCCAAGUUGGACAAUAGCCGCUACAACUAUCAUGGUCGAUCUUACGGAGUAGGGGCAAGCGCUGGAAUCUCCGAUGAUAAUCUCGUCGCUAUUUCCCAUGCCAACAAUUAUACCUUCAACGAAAUAGGACUUGAUGCCUCUACUGAGUGUAUCUACAACACCAGCUCGCUAUUCCGCCUCCAGGUCCUACCUCAGACCACACUAUAUGCAGCUCGAGGUCUGCUUCCCGAUAACAACCUCACCGAACCAGAAUACUCAGUCUACAUUGGCCGGGGAAGUGAUGCAAUCGUGGCGAUGGGAGUGGCAGCAUACCCAAGCGAGUAUACAGCAAAGCGCUAUAUGGCAAUCACUGCGGGAAAUUACUACAAAGAAUUGAACCAGGUCCAGUGCGCCGUUACCUUCACUCCGGCCAUGUUCAAUGUCUCUGUCGAUAUACGAGGGCGCAAUAUCACCGUAAACAAAGUCAACGCAUCAGAUGCCCCACAGCCGAUACAUAACAUUGAUCCACACCACAACAUAACCCACGUUGUUAUGCGCCAGCUUGAGCUCAUCGCCAAUGAUUUGACAAGUUACUAUCGUUCCACCCUCGGCGAUGCCUUCAAUGCAAGUAUCAGUGAUUACCGCACCUCCGUGACCAGUGGAAAUCUUUCAGAGACUCAGAUUGUCAUGAAGGGAAUGGAAAAUGCAGUGACAUCUCUGGUUGACGACUUGCUGGUUGGAUAUGCCUCCGCCCAACUAGUUGUUGGGCAAUUCAGUCAAAAAACGCACGCAACGGUGCAGGUCUCUGCGCUGCGUGUUGGAUCGCGACCAUACGUCGUGACCAGCGCAGUGAUCACGGGUCUGAUUGCGCUCCUCGUUCUCGGCGAAGGACUUCGUAUGCGAUGGUGGAAAGGGUUGCCGGCUUUUGAUUAUCAAGAUAACCGGGCGUUGAUUGUGGCAGCAUCGAGGGGUGGAAAGGCUGUUGCGGAGUACGCAGAGCGAUUGGAAUGUAAAGACCUGGGAAGAGUACCUGUGAUUUGGAGGAAAGAACAAGACACCUGGGAUCAUGGUGAAAUUGUUUUUCAGCCUAUGUUGGAUUACUCGAAAGAGGACAUGGAAGACGCAGAGUGGGAUAAACGGUCUGCUGGAUGGAUAUAA